Molecule: messenger RNA, 4420 nt
Organism: Triplophysa dalaica
Lineage: Eukaryota; Metazoa; Chordata; Actinopteri; Cypriniformes; Nemacheilidae
Gene: rapgef1a
Product: Rap guanine nucleotide exchange factor (GEF) 1a
Exons: 25
Coding region: 134-3364 (1076 amino acids)
Biological process (GO): Ras protein signal transduction; positive regulation of GTPase activity
Cellular component (GO): plasma membrane
Molecular function (GO): guanyl-nucleotide exchange factor activity
Source: RefSeq, a predicted model, not a curated record
AGCCAAACCGAGACACAUCAUAGACAGAGCAGGACCACACCGACCGGUCUGUCUCCUGAAGAUGCUGAAAUAACGGCGACAAACGACCAUCUUUCGCUUCUUCAUCGUGACUAGCUCACUCGCAGUCUCCACCAUGUCUGGAAAAAUAGACAGUAAGCAAGAGUCCCAGCGUUCACACCUGACGUCCUUUACAAUGAAACUAAAGGAUAAAUUCCACUCUCCCAAAAUCAAGAGGACGGCAUCAAACAAAAAGUCCAAACCACAACCAGAACAACCUGUUAAGUCUCCUGUAAAGACUGUGACCAAAAGUCUGAGUCGACUAGAGGAGCACGAAAAAGAAGUGGUCAGUGCUUUGCGGUACUUCAAGACAAUAACUGACAAAAUGGUGGUGGACAAGAAGGUCCUGGAGAUGCUUCCUGGUUCUGCAAGCAAAGUGUUGGAGGCCAUCAUGAGCUUGGUGCAACUCGAUAGCAAGAUAUUGAGCAGUUCAAGAGUGUCAUCAUGUCUAAGCGAACUCUAUCAGAGUCUAGCAAACCUCAUCGGCUGGUCGGACAAGGUGAUGCUGAAGGGCGUGAACUUGGAAGAUAAAGAAACGAUAACAUCCGCCACCAAUAUGAUCAAAGCAGUGCUGGAUGGUGUAAAGGAGCUUGUUAAAGUCACCACCGAGAAGCAGGAACAUCCCUCACCCACUACGCCUGUCAAACCCCUGCCCCCGGUCGCCAAUCCACAACGUGUUCAAGAUCCACUUGUGACAAAGGAAAAAGCUGUGAAAGAUACCCCUGCCCCGGCUGAGAACACAGAGACUCCAAAUGAUCUCCCCGAUGAGGAGUUGGCCCCUCCUAAACCCCCUCUACCUGGACUCAAAGUGCCUGAACACUUUCCACCGGCGCUUCCUCCAAAGAAGCGUCAAUCUGCGCCGUCCCCAACUAGGAUCGCCAUUGUAGCCCCCAUGAGUCGCACCACAAGCGGAUCUAGUCUUCCUAUUGGCAUAUGUCGACAGGAUUAUGAAGCAGAUGCUUUACAAAGGCGGUUUUCCGGCGGCAGUCACUCUUAUGGAGGGGAUUCUCCGCGACUCUCCCCCUGCGGCAGUAUUGGCGUUUUGAGUAAAUCGGACGAGCAGCUUUCCUCUCUGGAACAGGACAGCGGACAGUGUUCUCGUAACACCAGCUGUGAGACUCUGGACACAGCAGAAAGCUACGACCCCGAUUACGACUUCCUGCAUCAGGAUCUAUCUAGCGUCGAGCAGAUACCCACCGCUCACACUGGUUGUCUAAGCCCCCUUCCCGAGUCCAACAACGAAUCGCCUUCAUCCUUUUUCCAGCUCCAACCGAUACCACCCGCUCUCCCGAAAAAGGAACGCCGCGCCCCUCUGCCUCCGGUGGAACGGCUUCAAUCUCAAUAUGACAAUGUUCCAGAUGAGGACAUGCCCACCCCUCCCUUCCCUCUUUUUGCAUCUUCGAAAUGUGGAGUGUUUUUGCCAAACUUUAGUCCCGCUGAGAACGCGCAAAUUCCCCUAAGCCCCCCACCCUUGCCGGAGAAAAAGAGUCGGCACAUCCUGAAGUACAUGCAGUUUAUGGAGGAUUACUCUGAGCCGACGCCUUCAGUCUUCUACCAGAUGCCGCAGAGCGAACGCAUUUAUGAGCAGCGCAAUCGGAAACGCUUUCAGGAAGUGUAUGGUCUCAGCGACUCCUUUAGCAGCAGCGACGAGCCCCUCCCUCCUCCGGCGCUGCCGCCCAAACAGAGACAGCUGGCCUCCUCACACUCUGCAUCUCCUUCCUCCUCCUCUUCUUCCUCUAUCUCGUGUCACCUCCAGCAGUGUGCUUCCGGGCCGGGCCCCGGCGAGACAGAAGCUGCUCUCACUCUGUCUGCAUCUAACUCCUCUCUGAGUCGCCAGGGUUCCCUGCCUGCUCCCACGAGCCUUAGCGAUGAAGGUGGGGAGGGUGAAUACGUUAAUCUGUAUUCAUCCAACCAACCCAAUGGAGAUGUGACUUUCUCUAAUGGAGACUCUUCUUGUGGACCCGAGGACUCCCUCCAAGAUUCAUCGUCAGAACACGACAAAGACCCGGUCGACAGAGAAGGAUGGAAGCAGAAGUGUGUGGAGUCCGAGAUGAGCUCAGAGGAGUUGGACCAGCUUUCGCUGGUAGAUCACGAUGAGAUCAUGUCUCACUUAACACUAAAGCAAGAGAAUGAUGACGGGCCUGAUGUUCGAGCUGGAUCAGGGAAUAUUUUAUUAGUUCACGCCACUGAAGCGGAUCGCAAAGAUCGAGUUUUGUACUGCGAGGCUUUCCUGACCACAUACAGAACGUUUUUAACCCCAGAGGACCUCAUUAAAAAGCUUCGCUAUAGAUAUAACAGAUAUUCUCACAGCCCUGACAGCGCCAAACAGCGUGUUAGUAAAAACGCCUUCUUCCUUCUGGUGCGGGUCGUGGAUGAGCUCUGUUUGGUGGAAAUCACAGAGGACAUCCUGAAGCAACUUAUGGAUCUUGUGCUCCAUCUGUUGCGUAACGGGGAGCUCUCGCUGGCUCGGGUUCUGCGCAAGAACAUUCUAGAAAAAGUCCAGCAGAAGCAAUUGCUGCAGUACACUAAUUCCCUCAAAACGCUGGCUGCACGAGGAGUGGCCGCCAGGCCCGGAACUCUGCACGACUUCCGUAGUCACGAGAUCGCAGACCAGCUCACUCUUCUCGACGCAGAGCUGUUUUAUAAAAUAGAGAUCCCCGAGGUCUUACUCUGGGCAAAGGAACAGAACGAAGAGAAGAGUCCUAAUCUGACGCAGUUCACGGAGCACUUCAACAACAUGUCUUACUGGGUUCGGUCCUUAAUAAUCUUACAGGAGAAAGCCCAGGAUCGAGAAAAACUCCUUUUAAAAUUUAUUAAAAUUAUGAAGCACCUAAGAAAACUCAAUAAUUUCAAUUCUUACUUGGCAAUAUUGUCAGCGUUGGAUUCAGCACCCAUUAGAAGACUGGAAUGGCAGAAACAAACUUCAGAAGGUUUGGAGGAAUAUUGCACUUUAAUUGACAGUUCCUCCUCCUUCCGAGCUUACAGGGCUGCUUUAGCAGAUGUGGAUCCUCCGUGUAUACCGUAUCUAGGUCUUAUACUCCAGGACUUAACUUUUGUACAUCUCGGGAAUCCUGAUCACAUUGGCGGAAAAAUCAACUUUUCCAAACGCUGGCAGCAGUUUAAUAUCUUGGAUACUAUGAGGCGCUUUCAGCAAGUGCACUAUGAUCUCAAACACAAUGAAGACAUUGUCUCGUUCUUUAACGACUUCAGCGAUCAUCUAGCCGAGGAGGCUUUGUGGGAGCUGUCUCUGAAGAUCAAACCCCGCAACAUCACGCGACGAAAAACAGAACGAGAGGAAAAGACAUAGCUGACUUGGCCCACCGAACAAACUGUGUUAAACCCCGGCCCCUACGAAGUUGCAAGACACAGCGAUCGAAAGUUACCGUAACGGCAGCUACGAGACUGGAAAUUCUGUAUUUCUGUGAUGGUUUACAGAAACUUUUUUUAAACCAUGAUUAGGUUUUAUUUUGCAAUUGCACUGCAGCUUAACCCGUGUGUACAUUUGGAGUGUAACAGUGCAGAGAGAAAAGACUGAAAACGACUGAACACAACGUCGGACACGCGAGAUUACAUGGUUUGAGAUUGUGACCUGGGAUCGAAGGUGAUAUUCCAGGAUUUUCCACCUCGCCAUCUGGAUGAUUGCAGCUCCGUUUGGAAAUAAAUGACUCGGACAGCGAAUUGACUUUGUUAUGCUGAUGCUCCUUGAAGACUGAUAUUUUUAUUUAUUUUUUAUCAAAAAAAAAUGCACAUAUAGACUCUGGGGUUUGGGGGGAAUGAUGUAUGUUUAGAAGCUGGGUCGAACAGCUUUGAGCAUGUAUGAUAAAAGGUCAUGAUUAGGUCACAAGUUCAUUUUUGUUGACAAGAGUGUGUCAGUUUCAUCUGCAUAAAGCCAUUUAUGGUCACUUGUGUUUCUGUUAAUCAUUCCUGAGGUCUUUGUAAAAUCACAUGUCUUCCAAUGACAAUUAAGUAUUGCUAUUUAUCAGGGAAACCCAUGUUGUUAUGUUAACCAUGUAUGUUAUUUAUUUGUUUAUUUAUGCACAUGGAUGAAAACCUGCUUUAUGUAACAAGAUCAUUAGCGUUACUUGGAAAGUAUGUUUUCUUCAGAUGUGUCUGUUUGUGUGAGAAAGGUCUUGGGAGUUGUAACUGUUGUACAUUACAAUCUUUUUCUUUCUAUGUCUGACGCAGAGAUCUAACAGUGACCUGUUAUCAAGCGCUUGAGGCUGUUGGUGUAGUGGUGUCAGUGUGAUUUUUUUAAAUAUAUAAUGCAGUUCUCCUUUUGUUUUUAAAAAGGAUUUUUCAUGGACAUUUGCUGAGAGAUUUUCUCUGUUGUGUGAGACAUAAUAAAAUGUGCACUUUGAAGUCG